This is a messenger RNA of Monascus purpureus, 1311 nucleotides long. Lineage: Eukaryota; Fungi; Ascomycota; Eurotiomycetes; Eurotiales; Aspergillaceae. The record is from the annotation of a GenBank genome assembly.
AUGGCUACAAAAAUGGCAUUACCAUCGUCCGCAUACAACCUGCCCUUUCGAUCCUGCUCGCAAUGUCUCCGCCACCCACCACGCAUUCCCCGAUAUCACCAACGAUUCCUGAACACGUCGUCCCCGCUCCGCUCCUCCGCGCCGGCAGCAAAAAAUCCCCUCCGCUCCUCCCAAAGCAGCCAUGCGAGGGAACAGGAGAUCGCGCAAUACCGACGAUCCAUGCUCGUCUCCGCGGUCGGAAUCGUCGUGUGCGCUGUGGGAAUGUACGGUGUUAUCAAGACGGAUGUUUUCGGUGCCUCGCUAGCGAAGCAGGAUUCGAAAGACAAGAGAAAAGAUGAAAAGACGGACAUCGGCACAGUCCGGUUAGAUGGCCCCGGCUCCAGCACCUCAUUUCCAGGUACUUCUGUGAUUCGGAUACCGGGUCAGGAUGAUGCCCUGCAACAGGUGCCGACAGGGAAUAGCUCGGUCCCCUUCUUUCCGACCACCAUCAGACUUCCGCGGACGUUGGCAUCGGAUUCACCUGCGGAAGAACUAAAUCUUAAACCCGGAGAGGAGGUACCGACUUCCUCGCGGGAUGAAGAGGAGUACCAGCUUCUAGGUCUGGGUAUUCGCACCGUAUCGUUCUUGAAGAUCCAGGUCUACGCCGUGGGGUUGUACGUCGCCAAGUCCGAUAUCCCAGAACUCCAGAAACUGCUCGUCCGCACCGCUAUCCGGCCGCCGGGUCAGGAGAAGACGAAUACGGAUGCCUUCAUUGCUGAUGCGGCGACUUCGUUGGUCCCCGGGGAGAGACAGCAAUUGAAGGAUCUCCUGCUGGACCCGGAGCAGAGCAAUGAGGCGUGGAACGAGAUUUUCAAGAAGAGCCAGAAGAAACAGGAUGAGGGUAUCCGGACCGUCCUCCGGAUUGUUCCUACGAGGAAUACGGAUUUCAUGCAUCUCCGCGAUGGGUGGGUGCGUGGAAUCACCGCGCGCGCGUCUGCAGCGCAGAAGGCACAGAAUCCGGAGUUCCAGGAUGAGUCCUUCGGGACUGCACUGAAUGAUUUCAAGACUGUCUUCGGUGGGGGUCUACGCAAGAGCGUUCCCAAGGGACAGCCGCUGUUGCUUCAUCGAAACACACACGGAGUAUUUGAUGCGCUUUACGAGCCUGAUCCUGCACAGCCCUUGAGGUGGAUGGGCAGAGUACAUGACGAGCGAAUCAGCCGGUUAGUCUGGCUACAUUACCUUGGCGGGAAGACCGUGGCAAGUGAGGCAGCGAGACAGAGUGUCGUAGAGGGCGUGAUGGGAGUGGUGGAGAGGCCUGUUGGGACUGUUUGA